Branchiostoma floridae (Florida lancelet) is the source of this 1489-nucleotide messenger RNA. Its product is annotated as neutral cholesterol ester hydrolase 1-like. The record is from RefSeq and is a predicted model, not a curated record. Bases 91 to 1293 code for a protein of 400 amino acids. Gene Ontology annotation, cellular component: membrane. Gene Ontology annotation, molecular function: carboxylic ester hydrolase activity. NCBI's taxonomy places the organism in Eukaryota, Metazoa, Chordata, Leptocardii, Amphioxiformes, Branchiostomatidae. The transcript is spliced from 5 exons.
GGGGGGGGGGUCCUUUGGAGCACAAAGGUCGACGGAACAGUGAACAGGGUCGGACGGAUUCCAGCGGACUUGGACAACUAAGCAAGAAGCAUGGUGUUGAAGGCAGCCCUGAUGUGUGUGGCGGUAGCGGCUCUCCUGGCGUACUACUGUAACGAACCUGUGCCACAGGGAAUCGCAGAGCCUCGGCUGUUUGCAAAAGUGAAUGGGAUAGUGUUCAGAACAGCGCAGAACCUGGGUAGAAUUGGAGAAUACCUCGGCGUAGGUACGGAACCUCAAAUCAUCCGGUCAGUUGUGGGGGCGUUGAUAAAUAUUGGCUUAAAAUUAAAAGGCACUUCUUACCGCGAAGGGCUGAAGUGCACCGACGCCAUGUUUGAUGGGGUCAACGUCCGAGUGUACGAACCAACGUCACCGGCACAGAGUGGCAGCAAAGUACCAGGUCUGGUGUACCUCCAUGGAGGGGGCUGGGUCAUUCUGGAUGUCGACACCUAUGAUCCAUUAGCGGCUCACAUUGCCAAACAACUCGGGGCGGUUGUUGUGUCCGUGGACUAUAGACGCGCUCCUGAACAUCUGUUUCCGACAGCGUUUGAUGACAGCGUUGCUGCUACAAAGUUCUUCCUCCAGAACGCAGAGAAGUACAACGUUGAUCGCACACGUAUCGGCAUCAGUGGGGACAGUGCAGGGGGCAACCUGGCUGCAGCCGUCACUCUCGCACUCGCUAAAGAAAAGGGCCUUCCUAAGUUUAAGACACAGGCGCUCAUCUACCCUGUCCUACAAGCCAUUAACUUUACCACGCCUUCCUACAUCAACCAUGGUCACCUCAAUACCCUAACUAAAGACAAAAUGGUAUCGUUUUGGCUCUGGUAUCUAAACAACGACCUGUCUUUUCAGAAAGUGUUUGAAGCCAACAAUCACACAAGUGUGGAGAUCAAGAAAUCUCAGUAUGCCGGGUACGUGGAUCCCGAAAUGGUCGGCGUUAAAAAGGUUAAGAAGGGAAAUCUCAAAUUUCCUGACAUUCCGAACAUCGCGGCCAUUUUGGAUCCACGUUUUGCCCCGUUAAUGGCGGAUGAUGCUGAUUUGAAAGGUCUCCCACCGACGUACGUGAUGACGUGUGAGUAUGACGUGUUGAGGGACGAUGGUGUGAUGUACGCAAAGCGUCUUGGGAAGGCCGGAGUAAAGGUCAAUCACGAUCAUUACCAACAUGGCUUCCACGGCUUCCUAAACAUGUUCCAUGAUUAUGAGUCAGCAGGCACUGCUAUGCAGAACUACCUGACGUAUCUUAAGAAUAACCUAUAAACCAAACUGAUUCGUAUUCUUUUAGAUUAGUAAUUCUAGCGGCAUUUUCAUCACAUUUUGUGAGACGAAUAUUUUUGAUUAAAAGAAAAAAAACAUAGAAACUAUCAUGGUUGAAACAUAACAAAUAUGAAUGUAUAAUGUUCGCGGCCCGUUAAGUAUUUUUUGUCGAGCCAGUAAGAUUGUUGUUUCUUAAUAG